AUGUCGGCAGCAGCAGGAAAUUUACCCUACUUAGUUUUAGUUGAAAUCUUUUCAGAAAUCGAAGAAAAUCUACCAAACAGAUAUCAAACACUCUUAUCAUGUUCUCUGGUGAACCGUUAUUGGUGUCGUCAUGCACUUCCGUUUCUUUGGCGUCGUCCGUUCAACUGUCGUCCGGAAAACUAUGCAAAACUGCUCUCAAUCUACCUACAAUUCACCGAUCCCGACGACUUGACUCUUCUCGAUCUUGACAUCACGCUUCCUUCUUCGUCAUCCUCAUCUCUUUUACUUCCCUACCCAUCGUUCAUAAAACACAUCGAUUUUUGUCACUUUGUCGAUGCCGUGCAAAGCUGGAUGACCACCGACGCUGACUUUAAAAAAGGAAAAAACCGAUGGAAUUGGAAACCGCAGUGGUUUCAUCGUGAGAUCCCGAUCAGUCAAGAGGUUUUCUCGAUCGUUAAACGCGGAUUUGUCGAUGCGCUGUUGUUGAAUUUCAUUCAGUACGGGGCGAAAGUAAAGAGCAUUGCGUUUUCGUCGCAGAAUAAAGAGAUGUGUCUUGAUGAGCUGUUGUGGCCAUUCGAGGAGAAUGUGAGUAAGUUGGUGGAAAAUGUGGAUUCAGUGUCUGUUUCUGGAAUGUUCCAAAAGAAAAAAGUCUUUGGAAAAUUGGCGAAAGUUUGUAACAAUGUGCAAAAUAUGGAAAUAACAAUUGAAGGAAACGCCGGCAAUUCCUACGCUCAACUUUCUACUGAAUAUAUACAACUCGGAAACUUCAUCCAAUCCCAAAAAAAUCUUAACUCUCUUGAUCUAACACUUCGAGAAAAAAGUCGAGAAUUUAUUCCUCUUUUCUUGCACUCGAUUUGGAGCACCCGCUCCACCUUAAAACAUCUUAGCUUAUACACUGCCGAUUUCCGGGAUGUCAAACAUCCAUUAAUCGGACUGGCCUCUUGUGACAAACUAGAGUCGUUGGAAUUUCGUUAUUGCAAAGGGCUGACGGGAGACUUCGUUGCGCCGUUUGUUAGUGAUGGGGCAAUGAAAAAUUUGAAGAAAGUUCGGGUGUUGGGCGGAUGUUGUCCGA
Ambispora gerdemannii is the source of this 1072-nucleotide messenger RNA. Lineage: Eukaryota; Fungi; Glomeromycota; Glomeromycetes; Archaeosporales; Ambisporaceae. The record is from the annotation of a GenBank genome assembly.